AUGAAUGACCUUUGCAAUGGUUUUGAACCACAGAAUUAUCUGAAGGAGAGGUGUAAAAAGUGUUUUCGGCCCAAGGUAAGAUAGAACUCUGUCUCUCAAAUAUUCAAACAAGAUUACGUUUAGGACAAGCAUGUCGAAGACACCACAGUCACGUUGUCGGCGUUGAAAAAGGAACGGAGAAGAAGUUGGAAAACCGCAAACAAUCUGGAUAAUGGAGGACCUGACGAUGGUGAGUUUGUACUCAAAUUCUGGAAUAGACGAAGACAAAAACAAAUCCGAGUUUUGACCGACCAAAGUGUAAUUGCCUCACUUGCUCAUGAGAGUCAAAAGUGUCAAAACAGAUGGGUCCGAUAGAUAUGAAGGCUUUUCCAACUUUUGUUCAUGACUCGCUCAAGUGUUUUCUUAACCUGCUGCCCACGAGCUAUAUAAAAUGUUCUCAUUUUGUGGGUACAAAUUGUUAGGUACACUCCCCUUUCUUCAAGGUGACGUGUUAACCCUAUUUGUCGAAUCCAGGAUCUCAAUUCUUCAAAUACCUUUUGUUUUACAUAACAUCGCUUGAUUUCUACUUGUAAGGCUCUGAAGAAAGCGUAGGCGGCUUCAAACUCCUCUGGGUAUUAAAAUACAAAUCUACUUACCACAAUUUCCUGUGCCCACAAAACUCGGAGAGCUCUUCGCCGGAGCACACGACUCGCCUCACUUUUCGCGUCCUUCUCUUCUGCCCGCCGCCGCCCCCGUUGCCCCGUUGCCCCGUUUUGCAAUGUGAUUCUUGACUCUCUUCACAGAAGUGCUAUGGGUAAUCAGAUAUCAUGCGCUCCACCGGAAGACGUCAGGGAUACGGUCUCGGUCUCUUCCUAUUUUUCGGUCGCUUCCGGCCUAGGCACCGAUAGCUCAGUAACUGCUGCUGCUGCUGAUAAUAGGAAUGGGAAUCUGAUUGCAAAUGCAAAAACAUUGCCUCAAAUACGUGAGUUUUGUAGGUAGUAGGAAUUCGGAUAACUAUUUCUGGAUUAGGCAGAAAAUAGAAACAAUUUCAGAUGACACCGAAGCAUUGUCGGUCUCCUCGUACCUGUCGGCCACGUCAAAAGGCAUGUCAUCGACCAAAUCGUGCGAAAGUGUGAAUGACACUAAAAGCAUGGUGACAGCGUUCAGCGGUAGCAUUUGCGAAGAAGAACGGGCCAUUACACCGACGGAAAACGAAGUGAGUAUCUUUUUUCCUUUUCAUCGACUUUAUUCCAACUACUCCGCUUCCUUUCCUUUCACCAAUCUGUCUUUUUUUCAGACAGAAUACAUCCACACCUUGAAAGAAGAGAUCAGUCAGUUAAGGGAUAUCAACCAUAGUUUGAAGGUGAGGACAAGUUAGGAGGAAAUAGGGCAAAAGCGACUUGCCCUCUUUAUUCUUCUUCUUUUCUGUUUUCUCCUUUUUUUGAAAAGAAGAUGCAAUCGAGUUAUGACGAUGUCUUUUUAGGAGGAGAAAGCGCAGUGGGCUCUCCGUCAACGACUUCAGAACGCCGAACAAAGCGAGUCAUCUUUGAUCAAUAUGCUUGAAGAUCGUCUGAAUCAAGCUGAAAAUCAGAUUCAAGACUAUCGGGAUGAGAAUACGGUGUUGAAGUGUGAGCUCAGAGAGUUGCAGGUGAAAUACAAUCCAUUUUCCGUUUCAUUGAGAGAUUUUGUUUAGGAAACCACGUACGCCACGUCAGAUGAGAAACUUCGUGAGAAGAUUCGUACCACGGAAGGAUUAUGCGAUGAGUUGAUGGAAGAAAACGAGCAGCUCAAGGCGGAGGUCAAAGAUUUGCAGCAGGAAAUUGAAGAGAUGCAGGUUCGUCGCUUCAUUUUGUUCCCAUACUUUUUUCUUCUUUUCAGGACCAAUAUAGAGAAGAAGAGAUUGAAGAGUUCAGAGAACUUCAAAGGGAACUCGAGCUCAAUGCCAAGAACUGCCGUGUUCUUCAGUUCAAACUGCGUAAAACGGAAAGGAAUAAAGAGCAAGUGGAGGCUGAGAAGAUGCACUCGGAGAAAAAGUUGGAGGAGUACAUGAACAGUUGCCCCGAAGCAGUGGCUGCAUCCAUCAAGUCAGACAGUGCAAAAGUGAAGGAGUUAGAGUACGAGAUCAGGGUGGCCAAGGAAGUCUCGGUUCGCCUGCACAAUGAGCUCGAGCAAACUGAAGAGAAGAGGUGUAAACUGGAAGAUGAGGUCUUCUACCUGAAAGAGAAAGUCAGGGAGAUGCAGACGCAGAAUAAGUGGAGAGAAGCACGCAACAAAACGGACAUUGCUGUUGUGAGAACUUGCGAUCAAUUAAUUGUUUUUAACUUUUUUUGUUCAGAAACGUUUGUCUGCUGAAAUUGCCGCAAGUGUUCCCAACAUCCCGGAGAAUGAAAUGUCCAAAGAGCUCCGUGAUGCUCUCGAAAGGGAAAUUGACCUUCGUGAGCAGCUCCGAUUCUCUGAAGAAGACUUGAAGAGGACUCAGAUCCGAUUGCAGGUGAGUAUUUUAUGCACUCUUGUUCGGAAAAUUCAUUUUACUUUCAGGACGUUGAGAAUGAGAACGACGAGCUUCUGAAAAAGCUAUCAAAGGCGAGCAAACUGCGUCCGCCCAUGAUCCGAUCGGCUAGGUUGGUCACUGCGUGUUGUGCUCAAGUGCGUAUCUAGUCUUUGUCUUUUACUUUAAAUGUGGCAAUUUAUGGUAAAAACUAACAACGCACACUUGUGAACACGUAGAUAGAAAUAUCAGAAACAGAACAUAAUAACACAUUUCAGGAGGUUAGUCUCGUUAUAAUUUAUAUAUUCGACAUUGGUUUGUUUGUUUGUCUGUUUUUUCUCUCUUUGAAAAUUGUUUUUGAUGCUUUUUGUGUGUUCAAAAAUCCACGUUUAGUUAGUAAUCCAAUCUGUUGAAGGGAAAACUUCAAACUUCUCUCUUUUCUACUUCUCUCUUCUUCUCUGGGUUCUUUUUUCUCUUCAAUUUUAUGUUUGUGUGUUGAUGGGCUUACUGUAAUUGUCUUGGUGGUAAUGUUUGUGUUUUCAGCGAUGGAAAUGCUCACCUGCAAUUGGAGUUGGCAGAGAGCCAAGUGCAACAUUUGAACACCAAGGUCGAAAGGCUCGAAAAGACCAACGACCACCUGAACAAGAAGUACUAUCUCGAAAAAAUUACUUUCUCUCACUUUUUCAUUUCAGAAUCGUCGAAUUGGAGGCCGACUGCAAGCGUGGGGGCGUAACAUUAGCCCAUUCCAAGGCUGGCGAAUUCAAAUUGACGCCCGAAAUGGAAAAGGACAUGUCAAAGAUGAUAUCGACAAUCAGCGAGCUCGAGCGCAAAAACCUUGAGCUCACAACUCAGGUCAAACAGUUGGAAACGAAAACGUUGAAGCCGAACUUUGUUGUGCCGUCUGGAACAACGACGACCGAGUUGCGAAAAGAGCAGGAGAAACGAAAAGCGCUCGAAGCUCAAGUCAAUGAGCUCAAAACAACAGUAUUCAAGUCCGAUAAUCAGAAAGUGAUCUCCCUGGCCACCAAGAUUGAGCAGUUGAACGGUCAGCUGCAGAUGGUGAACGAGAGAUGUACUACACUUCACAAAAAACAGACAAAAGACGGGGAGACGCAGUAUUCGGAUGAGCUCAAACGGCGCAUUGAAGAUCUCGAGAAGCAGUUAAGUGAGAAACUGGCAAUCGAGACUGUGGGCGAGCUGCAAGGAAAGGUGCCGACUAUUGAUGAGAUCGAGCAGUGUUGUGAGGUGCUCGCAGCCGUUGAGACUCAGACCGGAAGGCUGUGCAAACAGUUUGAGAAAAUUGAUCAUGCACAGAAGGUGAGCUGAACAAUACGAAACGUGUAGUAUCUUAAAUUUCAGGACGAAAGACGUCGUUCGCUCUCCAAAGACAGUGGAGCAGCGAUCAUUGUUGAACUGGCGAAUGUCAUGCAAGAAAUGAAAAAUGUGCACCUGAAAUUGGACAAUAUCAAGAGUGCAACACCGGGAGCGACAGUGAAGAAAGUGCCAAGCAAGGAGAAUCUUCUGGAAGCAAAGUGCCCCAAGUGUGAUCAACUGCAGCAGAACAUUGAAGAGCAAACAAAUGAGAUCUCAUUCUACAAAAAGAAGAACAAGGAUUUGACGAAUCAAGUGCUGCAGACUGAAGAUCGCUGGACAAUUGAGAUUGAGAAACAGCGGCAGAUUUUCGAGAAGGAGAUCAAGACGCUGGGUAUCAGAAUUGCGGAUCUCAAGCGGCAAAAUGAUGAGCUCUCGGAGCUGUUGGAGUCCAAGUCGACUACUUUGAUCGAGAAAACGAGGGCUUUGGAAGAACAAGAAGAGAGAAAUAAGAAGUUGAGAGUAGAAGUGGAGGCACUAAGGAAGGAAAUGCAAGAAAUGGAGACGGAUAAGAAGACGGUCAAGGAAUUCGAGAUCAAGUACAAAAAACUGGAGAGUAUUUUUGAAGCCGAAAGAGAAAAAAUGAACGGAGAGAGGAAUCGGUCGAAGAACGAGCUGGCGGCGAUGAAAAAGAUGAAGGAUGAUGCGGAAGAGCAUUUGAGUACGGUUAUGAACCCUUAUUGGCAUAUUUAUCUUUUCUUAUUUACAGAGAAGUUGACCGAAGAUCACAAGAAGAGUGAUUCGGCGUGGAAACUUGAGAAACUGAAACUGGAGAAAGAGAUUGCAACGCUCAAGAAGCAAUUGCCGGAUGAACAUGAAAUGAAGGAGUCCACAUGUAAGAUUUCAAACUUAGCAUGAAUGAAAUCACGUUAUUAUUUUUCAGCAACUCCACAAAACUCAUUUUCCGGGGAGUCUUCGCCACUCCGCCGUCAGGACAGUGAGAAAAUGUUGGUAUUAGAACUCAAAAAGCAAAUGUCAAUCCUGGAAAAGAGAAUCGCCGACUCUGACUCAUCACUUGAGGAGUGUCGCAUUCAAAAUGCCGAACUGAAAGAUCAACUGUCAAAAGUGCAACAGAGCUGGGACAAGGACAAGGAGGCGUUCCAGCACAAAACCCGGAAAAGUGAAAAGCUGAGGACAGUGGAGAUUGAUGCGAUGCAGCAGAAGUUCAGCAGUAGGAUGAGGAUCAUGGAGGACACCAAUAAGGCACUCCACUCGCAGGUAAGACUACUAUAUUGGAUUGACUGUGAAUUCUGAACGUGCUUUUCAGUUGGUGUUGGCUAGAAGGGAACGUGAUACCAACAAAGAAGCGCUCGCUAACUUUGAAAAGCAAGUGUGCGAUGAGAGAAGCAGUUUGAAAGUCAAAGAAAAAACUGCCAGCGAGUCAACUGAAAGAGUCAAAGAAUUGGUUAGUUGGUCACUUUUUUCAUUUCAAUUUUUCAACUCACCUAACCUUUGUCACAGAAAACACACAUUUACCACGUUUAACACACGUUUGUUUGCUAUGCUUUGUCCCAUUACAAUAACAUAAUCACGGGUACCAUCACAUGCAACUAACCAAGUUUGACCUUACGUAGUAUUCAGGUAAAUUUGCAUAAUUGAACAAGACUUGAAAUAUUGUCGUUUUAGCAAAAUCGGUUAGCUGCUAAAGAAGAAGAACUGGAGCGCUUGAACACGGACUUACGGUUAACAAAAGAAGCACGGAAAGCCGAUCAAAUCCUGUGGAAUAUUGAUAGAGCACGAGGUCGCAACGAAAAGAUUGAUAAUACUGAUUCGGUGGAAACGAUUCGGAAGCAAUAUCGGGAUUGUGAGACAUUCUAUUCGAAGGAAAUGGAUCGGUUGAACGACAAGAUAACGGAGAUAACUGCAGAGAAGAAUCGGCAGAAAAAUGAGGCGCAGAAGACGAUCCGAGUACUCGGAGAGCAGAUUCGUGUGCUCGAGAUUGAGCAGAAGAACUUGUCGCAGAAUAAGGACAGCCAGCAGGUUGUUAAGGUAAGCAAACAUUAAGAAACAAGAAACUUAAAAAAUUGACUUUAGGAAAUGAUUGAAUCUGAAAGAGAACGUCUCCAACAAAUUGUGCAUCUCAAUGAACUCCAAAAGCUUACUCGAAAGUACCGCUUGAGCAGUAUCAUUGACCAACUCGCGUACGUCAGUGAAGCUACCCGGAAGACUUCUCGCGAGAAUGAGCCUGAUGGAAUACGGUACAUCAUCAACCAACUCACCGUUUUAAGGGAUGACGAAGCAGCCAACAAUUUGAAUCCGUAAGAAGACGUGUCUUUUCAAUAACCAAAUUGCCUUUCAGAGAUGAGAGAGCAGGGUCCGUGCUCGGUGAAAAGGUUUCAAACGGGUAUGCGCCAUCGAUAUCAGAAUGUGGAGAGGGUACUUACGACAACAUUAGUCAGUCCUCGUUCUCGAUUCGGUCAGUCACCAGUGCUCCGCUUCGUCACGCCUACAGGUGAGUUUCCCAUAGAACCCUUUUCCACUUCUACAGUAAUCUCUAGAUGUUUUUCGUAUUUUACAUCACUUUCAUUCGUGAUGUGUGUCCAUUCAGUUCAUUUACUACCCACUUCUACUGCGCAUGUGUCUUUUUCUCUAUCAUUUCCAGAAAUGCUAACCUUCCAAUUCCAACUACUAUCGCUUCUGUUUCGACGACAAUUAGUGAAACUGAGCCGUAUUAUAGUAAACCGGAAAAGUUGAACGCCAUCAGCAAUUACACGACGAAGCGCUCAUUCAGGUAGGUUUUUGCCGUCUUUUUUGUUGUUUGUUGUUGAAAGUUUCUGUGGAAUAUGUGAUUUUGACUUUAUCUCUCAGUUACUCUAACUGGUACUUUCAAAAAGUAUAGUAGAAUCCGCAGAAUAUCUGAUUGGAAGAAAUUUGAAACUGAUAUUAUCAAUGUUAAGCACUGAAAGUUCAAGUGGGUUUGACAAGUACGGACGUCCAAACAGAAGAGGUCUUUAUUACGAGCCAUCCUCCAGUAACAACCUAAGUGAGUUCUUAGUUGAACUAUAGCUGAGCUUUUAAGAUUUAAUUUCAGGCGUGCCGGGUAGAAAAACAUCCAACGAAGAGUACUCGAUGAGUCGCGCGGCUUCGUUUGACAACCGCAGUCAGUUCAGUGAAGACGAGGUGACCGAAGAUGGCAGCCGAUCCCGUCCCAACAGCACCGGCGCCAACAUCUUGUACAGAGUGAGGAGAGAAGAGUUGGCUCGCGGCGGACAGCCAUCAGUCAAGUUAAUGGCCAAGGCGUUUGAGGCGAUUGAUGAGCCGCGCGUGGACAAACGAGGCUUUUUCGGCAUUAGGAAGUCGCGAUCGGUGGAGACAACUCAGAAUGGGAAGCAGAGGAAAUUUGUUCGUUUUUCUUCUACUUUUUUGCAUCUAGAAACAUUGACGUUCAGGAAGAAGCUGCCAACUCAGCGUUGAUGCACAGUCUCGGGCAAGUCGAGGAAGGUGUUAGCAGUAAUUACGCUACAUUGCCAAGAGGUAAAGCAAUUUUUACCGCAAAAACUAUGUCACUUUUCCUGUAGGUGGUCGCAAUCCGUUCAAAAAUAUGGGAUCUCGUCUUGUGGAACGUGUUCGACGAAGUUUGUCACGAUCCAGUAGACAAUCAAGGGAUUCGGACAGAGAAGAUGAGAUUGAAGUGCAGGUGUACAAGAAGGUAGAAUUUUUCCCAACAACGGUGACUAAUCAAUUUAUAAUUUCAGCCCGAAAAACCGAUCUCUUCUCCAAAAAAGACCAAAAAGAAGUCGGCAGAAUCGAAAGCUCGCAAGAACUCCGCCAACAUACUGACAUAA
Messenger RNA from Caenorhabditis sp. 36 PRJEB53466, 7623 nucleotides. Lineage: Eukaryota; Metazoa; Nematoda; Chromadorea; Rhabditida; Rhabditidae. The record is from the annotation of a GenBank genome assembly.